GAAUCCCCUGCGCGUCUGGCACACGGCAGAGCAACAAACUCUAGGAAGAAGAGAAACGUAAUUUAGGGGGUGUAUCCCUUGUUUAAGACGCUGUUAUGGCAAAGCCAAUCGCCAGAUGUUUGUGUUCCUCACUCAGAUUUUGAGACUAAGCAGAACGCCGGGCUACUACGCGGAGGCUGAUUCGCCUAUCCAAGUCAGUUUUAGCCGAAGUAUAGCUCUCUCGCCCGCUUUACGCACAGGAUUACGGCCGUUUGCUCGUCUGUUUCGCGGAACUGCAACGUUUUUUCUGUCAUUAUUUAACAGGCUGAAGGAAAUGGCAAAGGAGAGAAGAGCGCGUCUGGGCGAGCGCAGAGGAAACCAGAGCUGAAUGGCAGGAUGCAAGCGACCUGAAGACGCACAAAACCCCGCGUUUCUACAGCUCUCAGCCACUUUUACGCGUUCUUUUGGUUUCCUUCCAUCCGAACGAGAGGAAUUAUCCCUACACGAUCAUUUAAGGAUUUCCUUUUUUCUUAAUUUUUCAAAUUUGUGUAUAAAUUUCACACGCAGAACUCUAGGAAUCGAGGAUGCAUUGUGGAUUAGUGUUGAUCCUCUUUACGGGAAUCUUUCUCAUCGUCAGUGCGAUUAAAAAUGACAAAUGUGGGGGCAAUAUCAACAUCAGUGCUGCAAGUUACCUCACUUCACCCGGUUAUCCGGUGUCUUACUACCCGUCUCAGAAAUGCAUAUGGGUGAUUACAGCUCCAGGACCGAACCAGAGGAUUUUGAUCAACUUCAACCCACACUUUGACCUGGAAGACAGAGAGUGCAAAUAUGACUAUGUGGAAGUGAGGGAUGGGGUGGAUGAGAGCGGGCAGCUGGUCGGGAAGUAUUGUGGGAAGAUCGCUCCCUCUCCCUUGAUCUCCUCUGGGAACCAGCUCUUCAUCAAGUUUGUGUCUGACUACGAGACUCACGGCGCUGGCUUCUCCAUCCGCUACGAGAUCUUCAAAACGGGUCCAGAAUGCUCCAGGAACUUCACCUCCAGCAGUGGAGUCAUCAAGUCUCCCGGCUUUCCAGAGAAGUACCCCAACAACCUGGACUGCACAUUCAUGAUCUUUGCUCCAAAGAUGUCGGAGAUCGUUCUGGAGUUCGAGAGCUUCGAACUGGAGCCGGACACACAGCCUCCCACUGGAGUGUCCUGCCGCUACGACCGCCUGGAGAUUUGGGACGGUUUCUUUGGAGUUGGUCCAUACAUUGGCAGAUUCUGUGGACAGAAUACUCCAGGACGGAUCAUAUCCUACACUGGAAUCUUGGCUUUGAUAAUCACCACAGAUAGUGCUAUAGCAAAAGAGGGAUUCUCCGCUAAUUAUACCGUGCUGGAAAGGACAGUCCCUGACGACUUUGACUGUACCGAGCCUUUGGGUUUGGAAACUGGGGAAAUCCAUUCUGACCAAAUCAUGGCCUCAUCCCAGUACAACCCCAGCUGGUCUCCAGAACGUUCUAGACUCAACAACCCAGAGAAUGGUUGGACCCCUGCAGAAGACUCAAACAAAGAAUGGAUUCAGGUUGAUCUUGGAUUCCUGCGCUUUGUCUCUGCAAUCGGCACACAGGGAGCCAUCUCUCAAGAAACCAAGAAGAAGUACUAUGUGAAGUCCUACAAGGUGGAUGUGAGCUCAAACGGAGAAGACUGGAUAACUAUUAAGGAUGGCCCAAAACAGAAGAUUUUCCAGGGUAACACCAACCCCACCGAUGUAGCGAAAGCCGCGUUCCCCAAGCCCACGUUGACACGAUACCUCCGGAUCCGACCCUACUCCUGGGAGUCCGGCAUCGCCCUGCGCUUCGAGGUGUAUGGAUGCAAAAUCUCAGAGUACCCAUGUUCAGGAAUGUUGGGAAUGGUCUCAGGCCUCAUCGCAGACUCUCAGAUCACAGUCUCUUCCCACACCGAGCGCACAUGGGUGUCAGAGAACGCUCGUCUGCUGACCAGCCGUUCGGGAUGGACGUUGUUGCCACAGCCCCAGCCGUAUGCGGACGAGUGGCUACAGAUAGAUUUGACCGAGGAGAAAUUGGUCAGAGGUUUGAUCAUCCAGGGAGGCAAACACCGUGAUAACAAGGUCUUCAUGAAGAAGUUUCGGCUGGGCUACAGCAACAACGGAUCUGACUGGAAAAUGGUGAUGGAUGCCACUGGCAACAAGCCCAAGAUUUUUGAGGGGAAUUUGAACUAUGACACACCAGCAUUGAGGACGGUGGAGCCUAUAUUGACACGCUUUGUUAGGGUGUACCCAGACAGAGCCACUCCUGCUGGGAUGGGACUUAGACUGGAACUCCUGGGCUGUGAAAUGGAAGUGCCCACAGUGCCUCCGACUACACCCGCGUCCUCCACCACACCUUCAGACGAGUGUGAUGAUGACCAGGCAAACUGCCAUAGUGGAACAGGUGAUGACUACGACCAGACAGGAGGAACCACUGCGCCAGAGACGACCACAGAGAUGAGCACCAUUCCAGGUGAGAAAGUGUUCCUGUGGUUUGCCUGUGACUUCGGCUGGGCCAGCGAUCCCUCGUUCUGCGGCUGGAAGUCAGAGGACAGUGGCUUCAGGUGGCAGAUCCAGUCCAGCGGCACCCCGACCCUAAACACCGGCCCAAACAUGGACCACACUGGUGGAUUGGGGAACUUCAUCUACACACUGGCGACCGGAGCGCAGGAGACAGAAGUGGCUCGGUUAGUGAGUCCGUCGGUGUCGGGACAGGACUCGGACCUGUGCUUGUCUUUCUGGUACCACAUGUUUGGGUCCCACAUCGGCACGCUCCACAUUAAACAGCGCAGAGAGACGAGCCAGGGCUCAGCGGACGUCCUGCUCUGGACCGUCAGUGGACAUCAAGGCAACCGCUGGAGAGAGGGCCGUGUGCUGAUCCCCCACUCCAGCAAACCCUACCAGGUGGUAAUUGAAAGCGUAGUGGAGAGGAAAAGUUUGGGAGACAUUGCCGUGGACGAUAUCAAAAUCUUAGACAAUCUGAACAUGGACGACUGCAAGGACCCAGAUUUUCCCGCAGAGCCGAUUCAACCCGAGGACACCUUCAAUGAAAUCAUUGUGGACAUCACAGACUUCCCUGAGAUCGUGGAGAACCAUGAGAUCAGCGGAGCCGGGAACAUGCUGAAGACGUUGGACCCCAUCCUCAUCACCAUCAUCGCCAUGAGCGCGCUGGGAGUGUUCCUCGGCGCCAUCUGUGGUGUGGUUCUGUACUGCGCCUGCUCACACAGCGCCUUGUCCGACAGGAACUUAUCCGCCCUGGAAAACUAUAACUUUGAGUUAGUGGACGGUGUCAAGUUAAAGAAGGACAAGCUCAGCUCACAGAACUCGUACUCGGAAGCGUGAGGCGUCAACCAAUGAGAGGGAACCUCUCCUCAGGGAGGGCGGGGCUAAAACGGACUGCCGAUGCCAUCCGAUUGGAGGAGGACAAGGCUCUGUGGUUCAGUGAACCAAUGGGAGGACGAGGGACUGAGCCGUGCUUUUCUCAGGAGCUGCAGUGAACGGAACCUACCAGUAGGGGGACACUGUGUACAAAACAUUGAAUUCAAGGAUUAAAAAAAAAAAAAAAAAAAAGACAAAUAAGAAUAUGUACAGAUGAUUGAAAUUAUUAUUUUAUUGUUUUGUAUUAUUUUUAGUUGAUCAUUUUUACAAUCGGAUGCUGGUGUUGAGACCAAUAUAUAAUAAUGUUAUAAAGUAUUUAUCUUUUUUUUUCUAGGAGGAAAAAAAAAUCAUUUAUUUUUUAUUUUAAAAGAUUGUUUUGCGCUUUAAGGAGAUGUGUAAAAAAAUAAAAUAAAAAACCCAAAUGAACCAUAUACGACCAAGGGACGGUAAUUACCCCAUGGUAGGGUAAGGAUCAAAGGGGGUGGAAGAUCAUCCAGCCCUGAUGCAUUCUGGGUAUGGUUCAGUCAGUGCCUUUGGUACAUCUUUUUUGGCCUCCUCGGUUGUUGUUGUUGUUGUUUUUUUUGGGUGUUUUUAACCCUUUAGUUCUCAAAAAAGGCUGUCGGUCGAAUCUGCAAAACAAAACCCGGUGAAUUCAUAAGCGCUUUAAUGUUGAAAUCCUGCA
Molecule: messenger RNA, 4062 nt
Organism: Rhinichthys klamathensis goyatoka
Lineage: Eukaryota; Metazoa; Chordata; Actinopteri; Cypriniformes; Leuciscidae
Gene: nrp1a
Product: neuropilin 1a
Exons: 17
Coding region: 564-3344 (926 amino acids)
Biological process (GO): vascular endothelial growth factor signaling pathway; angiogenesis; axon guidance
Cellular component (GO): membrane
Molecular function (GO): vascular endothelial growth factor receptor activity; semaphorin receptor activity
Source: RefSeq, a predicted model, not a curated record